GGAGGUGGGGGAGCGGGGGGGAAGCGGCACAAAGUGAAGCCACAUUGCCAAACUUGCCCGGCGAUUGCAGCAUCGAGCGGCGGCGGCGCCCUGCGUGUGCGGCUCAGCGGCGGGGACCGAGCUCUGCAGCUCCCCUCCCGGGAAGCGGGAGCUGGAGGAAGGACCCGGGCAGACGCCUCUCAUAGCAAUAUCUAUAUUUUUCCAGCCUGGGCUGCCCCUUGCCGGGCGGGGGGCUCCCUCCAGCCGGCGAGAGGGCGAGCGCUGUGCUUAUUUCUUUGCAAGAAGAUCUCUUCAGGCACCCCGAGCGGCGCUCCCCGGCCUUUUGCAAUAUAGAGGGGAAGCAGGCCAUGGUGAACCCCGGCGGCAGCGCGCAGCCGCCCCCGGUCACGGCGGGCUCCCUCUCCUGGAAGAGGUGCGCCGGCUGCGGGGGGAAGAUCGCCGACCGCUUCCUGCUCUACGCCAUGGACAGCUACUGGCACAGCCGCUGCCUCAAGUGCUCCUGCUGCCAGGCCCAGCUGGGGGACAUCGGCACCUCCUGCUACACCAAGAGCGGCAUGAUUCUCUGCAGAAACGACUACAUCAGGUUAUUUGGAAAUAGCGGUGCUUGCAGUGCCUGUGGACAGUCCAUUCCUGCUAGUGAGCUGGUCAUGAGGGCACAGGGCAAUGUCUAUCAUCUUAAGUGUUUUACAUGCUCUACCUGCCGGAAUCGCCUGGUCCCCGGAGAUCGGUUUCACUACAUCAAUGGCAGUUUAUUUUGUGAACAUGAUAGACCUACAGCUCUCAUCAAUGGCCAUUUGAAUUCACUUCAGAGUAAUCCACUACUGCCAGACCAGAAGGUCUGCUAAAAGGCCAGAGUAAUGCAGAAUGCGUGCCUUCAUCUCAAAUUUUGUUCAUCACAGAUGGAUCCCAUGUCUCCAAGUAGACAAGUCACCUUUGUAGCUAGCAUCAAUGCCAGCUCCAUACCAUUGCACCUUCUUUAUUCUUGAUUGCCCUUCCCACAUUUAUUGGUGUAUUAAAAUGACUGAAUAUGAACAUUAAGGACUCCAUGAACCUGGGCUAAUGGGAGACUGUAGAGAAAAUGAAAAAAGAUCCACCGGAGGACAUCUUG
Messenger RNA from Melozone crissalis (California towhee), 1108 nucleotides. RefSeq names its product LIM domain only 4 (gene LMO4). Lineage: Eukaryota; Metazoa; Chordata; Aves; Passeriformes; Passerellidae. The transcript is spliced from 5 exons. The record is from RefSeq and is a predicted model, not a curated record. The coding region runs from base 348 to 845 and encodes 165 amino acids.